Messenger RNA from Cetraspora pellucida, 334 nucleotides. The record is from the annotation of a GenBank genome assembly. NCBI's taxonomy places the organism in Eukaryota, Fungi, Glomeromycota, Glomeromycetes, Diversisporales, Gigasporaceae.
UGUGUUUGGUAAUGUUGUUCUUAGUGAUAAUACAUUUGGUAGUAUUGUUCUUAGUAGCAGUGUGUUUGGUAGUAGUAGCAGUAUGUUUGGUAGUAGUAAGCUUAGUGCUUUUAGUAAUAGAGAGUUUGGUGCCUCUAAUAGUAGUGUUCUUAGUAAUGCACUUGCUAAUAAUGCAUUUGCUGAUAGUAUGCUUGCUAGUGCUUUUGCUAGAAGUGUUUUUAGUAAUGAUGUCUUUAGUAGUAAUGUUUUUAGUAAUAAUGUCUUCUGUAAUAAUGUCUUUAGUAAUAGUGCUCUUGGUAGUGCACCUGCUAGUGAUAUCUUCAGUAGUAAUUAA